Molecule: messenger RNA, 2088 nt
Organism: Aplysia californica (California sea hare)
Lineage: Eukaryota; Metazoa; Mollusca; Gastropoda; Aplysiida; Aplysiidae
Product: glutamyl-tRNA(Gln) amidotransferase subunit B, mitochondrial
Biological process (GO): mitochondrial translation; glutaminyl-tRNAGln biosynthesis via transamidation
Molecular function (GO): glutaminyl-tRNA synthase (glutamine-hydrolyzing) activity
Source: RefSeq, a predicted model, not a curated record
CGGCAGGCAGGCAAUGAGAGCAGUUGUGUUGUUGUCUCUCUUCAUACAUGCUCGUUCCGAGUGGCAGAGUGUAAUUGGACUAGAAAUUCAUGCACAGAUUCAGUCCCGCUCCAAGCUUUUCUCUAGAGCAGGAACAAGCUAUGGAGCCAGCACCAACUCCCAAGUUUCUCACUUUGACGCUGCUUUACCUGGCACUCUGCCUGUUCUUAACCGUCGCUGUGUGGAGGCUGGAGUUUUGACGGCUCUUGCUCUUGGCUGUGACAUUAACAUGGUUUCAAAAUUUGAUCGGAAGCAUUAUUUCUAUGCUGACUUACCUGCUGGCUAUCAGAUCACCCAGCAGAGACAGCCCCUGGCGGUCAACGGUCAGGUGACGUACGUGUACCAAUGUUCUCGCACCAGCCGCGUGGAGCGGAGGUCGGCCAGGCUCAUCCAGCUACAGCUGGAGCAGGAUAGUGGCAAAAGUUUACACGACAGCGAACAGAGACUGAGCCUGAUCGACCUCAACCGUGCAGGUGUGGGGCUCAUGGAAAUUGUGACAGCUCCUGACUUCUGCGGCGGUGACGAUGCAGCUAGCUUUGUCAGAGACUUGCGGGAUGUUCUGGUCUCUAUCGGAACAUGUGACGGGAAAAUGGCAGAGGGCUCCCUGCGAGUGGAUGCCAACAUUUCGGUGAACCGACCCGGUGAAGAGUUUGGGGUCAGGACAGAGGUGAAAAACCUCAACUCUGUGAAGAGCAUGCGGGCAGCCAUCAAUUACGAGAUUGAAAGGCAAAUUCAGAUUUUAGAUACUGGUGGCACCGUUGUGAACGAGACACGGUCGUUUGAUCUGGACACAGGAGAGACGGUGGCCAUGAGAGACAAGGAGAAGGUGUUAGACUACCGGUUCAUGCCGGAGCCAAACUUACCUCCGCUAGUCCUAUACAGCCAGCGCGAGUCUGUGCCGCUGUCUUUGCCCUCGUCCCAGCGGCCCAACGUUGUUGUUUUGGAGGAAGUUCAAGGUCAAAUGAAAGAACUUCCGGAGGACAGAAGGAAACGGCUAGAGACAAGAUAUGGAGUCUCUUUGAUCAACUCUGUGAUACUUGUGCCCCAUAGAGACAAGUGUUCUGGCCGAGAUCGUACGCCUGUACCACGAAGGCAAAGUCAGUGGGAGUGCCGUCAGUGUGCUGCUGUCGGAGAAGACGUUAGACGGUCAGCUGUCAGUGUCAGAGGUCAUAGAACGACACAACCUGUGGAUGUUGAGGGACACGUCUGUAAUCGAAGCCGCUGUAACGGACGUCUUCUCCCGCAAUCCAAAAAUGAUCAAAGCCUACAAGAAAGGCAAAGUGAAUCAGCUGGAUGUUCUGGCUGCCAAAGUGAUGAAGAAGCUGGAGGGAAAAGCUGACAGCAGACUGGUGCUGACAAUGGUCUCUGAGAGGCUCAAGGACUGACGUGUCCCUGGCAAGCUGUUCCUGGCCUUUGAGUCAAUCUCAACUCUACGUGUGCAUGUUGUGCACUGUUAGCUCAGAUGAUCUCAGCUCUGCUGGGACUAAUAUAUGGAUGACCCUGGUUCAAAUCUUUCUAAGGAAAUUUUUGAACUUUGUAAAUGGCAAAGAAUUUUCAGCCGCAGAACUCGUCUCUUCUCUCUCGCUGCAAAAAGAUGCUCUGUGAGCUCAGAUAAUAUCAUCUCCUCCAGCAUGAACAUGUGAAUCUGGUGCACUGAGAGUGGGGAAUUCUUGAACAUGAGUUGUUUUAUCCCGACUGUCCAAAGAAAGCUGCAAUCCUGGGAAAACAAAACUUUCCUGCUGUAGUGCUUGUAGAGUACACAUGGUAAAAUAGACGCUCUGUGUACUUAACGAAGCCAGUCUGUUGCUAUAGAAGUGCUGGCAAAAGUAGAUCUUUUUCCUUCUUUACCCAAGGUACUUUCUUGGUCUAGCACAUGAUAGUGAAGUUACAAUGCCCGUAUUACUCCUCUUCUUUCAUUGAAGGAAACAGUUUUUUUCUGUCUCCUGAAAAAACCUUCUGGGUGUUCUAUGAUAUAAUACAGUGGAGUCCACUUGUAACGAGUCCUGAAAUAAUGAGAAGUCUGUUAUAAAGACACAAUUCUUAAACCCU